Molecule: messenger RNA, 3275 nt
Organism: Chelonus insularis
Lineage: Eukaryota; Metazoa; Arthropoda; Insecta; Hymenoptera; Braconidae
Product: probable cyclin-dependent serine/threonine-protein kinase DDB_G0292550
Exons: 10
Coding region: 63-3131 (1022 amino acids)
Molecular function (GO): protein binding
Source: RefSeq, a predicted model, not a curated record
GUAAUUGAGUUGGUAAAUAAUUCAAGUUGAUAAUAUUCAUAUAUAUCUGAGGAAUAAUAAGUAUGCGACAAGAAGUUGAUGAGCUGUGGAAUUGCUCCAUUGAUCCUGAUAGAAUGUAUCGACUCAAUAGUUUAUCAUCAACCAAAGAGUCAACUACAGAAAUGGAUACUCCUCAGCAUUUAUCAAGAUCAAGUCUAGCAUCAAGUGUUUUUUCUGAAUUAGAACAAUCACCUGUAUCAGUACAAGACAAUCAAAACCCUUCAAAUAACCCUGAUUGUAAUUUUUUUAAAAUUCAAUUAGAAAUUUCUCCAUCCCCUCGGCGAAAAAUAUCUGAUAGUUCUGAUGCUUCUUCCUAUGACUCAGCAAGUAUCAGUCCAUACCAAUCAACAAAUUCUCUAGUGUUUGUAGACUUGACUCCAAGUCCAGUUACCCAAGGUAAGUUCGAUGAUAUUAUUGAAAAAAUAGUCGAACUUAAAUUUUCUGGUAAUAAAUCCAAUGAUAAAGACCAAGAUCCUAAAGUUAAUGAUAAUUAUAAUAGUGAAACUAGUAAUGAUGAUAAAGAUAAUAUUAACAACAAAAAAAAUGACAAUAAAAGCAAUAAUGAUAAAGAAGCUAAAGAUUUAAAUGCGAAUUAUAAAGAAAAAUUGAAUGAUAAUAAUGAUGAUGAAGAAGAAGAGAAAGAUGAAAAAGAAACAAGCGAUACUGAUGAUGAAGAUGAUGGUUUAAUAGCAAGAGGUCCAAUAAAGCCUAAAACAUCACGCAAUAAUCUUUCUCAUACCUUUGAUGAUUGGUUGGAAAAUGCCGCUGGAAUGUCAUCCUACACUUCAAAUAUUGACUCGACUGCUCAGCAGAUUUUAAGUAAUCAAUACUUCAGGAACGUGAUAGACCCCUGUCUAGAUCGAUUAGAGAAUUCUGCAGGAGAAAAAGAUUACUCGAGAAAUUACGAGAACGGGUGGAAUACCAUAAACAAUCAUAACAUCAUGAAUAAUGCACAGAAUUUGAAUGAGAUAAAUAAUCAAAUUCCUUCGAUAACAUUCACGAAAAAUUCCUUAACAAGUGAGGAACUAGUUAAGAUGAUAAACAUGAAACAAUUUCAAGGAGCUCAACCAGACAAUAUAAAUUUAUCUUCAUCAAGAAUGAGUGAAAAUUGGCCAGAUUCACCGGCAAGUUAUAAUGUAUUAUCAUCUAGAUCUCACAGUAGAGCUUCAAGUCGAGCUCAAUCACCUGGUUUUGCUAAUACUGGGUCCCCAGCAGUACCUUUGAAUAUUUCUGGAAGUCCACCAGAGUUAUUACAAAGACCUACAAAUUUUCGAGUACCCACAGCUCUCUCAUCUUCAUCAUCAUCAAGUUAUUCAUUUGGAGAUACUCCAAGUCCAUCAAACUAUCAAUAUUCAGUUGAGCCAAAAAUAGAAGAACAAUUAGGAGUUGAAUUCGUUGACUUUUCAUGCUGUAAUGGCUGUGAAUCUUUAGGUGGUAUGACAAAUCCUAGUGAGAAUUCCAUCGACUUUGAUAACAACUUGCAAAUGGUUGAGGAAAUAAUUGGAAACAAUUUAGAAUGGAAUGAAAUUCAAGUUAUUCCAAACCAAUUCGUACAACAGAAUAAUAAAACAUCACUUGGACAUUUUCAUGGGAUAAAUAAACUUUCUGACAAACAAAGCAGUGAAAAUAGAGAGAAUAAUCAAGAAAACUCACCAACAAAUAUUGUAGAUCUCGGCAAUACAGCUUCACUUAUUAGUUCUGCACAUAAUGAUUUAGUAUAUCCUGAUAUCAAUGAUAGUUAUAAAAUAUCAGACUAUCAAAAUAAUUCACAAUCAAACUUCUUUAAUACCAACUCAUUAAAUCCUAGUGGAAAUGAAAUUAAUUUUGAACAUGAAAUAGAUAAUUUAUUAUCAACAAGUUAUAACGACAACUCUGUAGGAAAUCAAUAUUAUUUCAAUGAGCCCCAGGCAUCUAAUUCUGCAAAUAAUUAUUUAUCGAAUUAUAAUAAUUUUUCUCAAGUCCAUCAGACCUCAGAACAACAAAUAAAUAAUAGACAUGAUCCUUCCACUUCUACCGUUCAACAAGAAUAUUUCAAUAACUCCUGGAAUACAAUACAAAAUGUGCCAUUUGAUGACUUCCAAAUACCUGAAACCGUAUCAUCUUUCAAACGAAACACUACAGUGAAGAGAAGUUCUAAUAGACACAUAGCACCAUGGCCAUCUUUAAACCUUCCUUUUACACAAGCCAGCCGGAGAUUAAAAGAUGGAUUAGAUCCAAAAGAUGUCGAGAAAGCUAUGAAGAAUCUUCUAAAAAAAUCCCCUCAAGAACUUGCUGCAGCUGAUGAAGAUGGAGAUACAAUGCUGAUGUGUCUAGUGGGUAACCCAAUAGAACUAGAAAAGAAGAAAGCGUACUUAAUACCACUAGUAGAACGACUUGGAAUCUACAAUGAUGCAUUGUCAAGGAUAAAUAAUAGAGGAGAGGAUGCUUUGUAUUUAGCAGCAAUGAAUUGUCCACAAAUGGGUGAAGUGGCAGGUUAUCUAGGUGCUGUGAUGCUUCAAAAAGGCAUUGACAUUAGCCAACGACUUUAUCAAACCCGAGGAGAUACAUUAAUUCAUGCAGUUGUAGCGAAUGGUGAUACUCAUGUAUCAGUUUUAGCAGAACUAUUGGCCCUAAAAACUGCUCAGCGUAAUUCAGUGUUUGAUUUAUCAAAGUGUAAUUACGAUGGUAGAACACCACUUCACGUAGCAGUAGAAGCUCAUGAUCCUCACGGAUCAGGUAUCAAUGCAAUAGGAACAAUUCGACUUUUAUUAGAUAAUGGAGCAGAUCCAAGAAUUAAAGAAAUCAAGUGCGGAAAUACUCCUUUACACUUGGCAGUAUCUUUGAGUUGUGAUCCAGCACUUGUCAAGGGUUUGCUGGCAAGAAAUGGACAUGAAGCUGUCAAUAUUCAAAAUCGGAGCAAAAAUACUCCAUUACACAUGGCAGCAGCUGUGUCUGAUCGUAUUCCAUUAGAAAGACAAAUGGAAGUUUGUGCAGCCCUCAUUAAUGCCGGUGGAUUGACUAACAUUUUGAACCAACAUGGAAAAACACCACUUGCUCUAGUUUCAAUUGAACGCAAAGAAUAUAUCAGAAAUAUUUUUCGAAAGAAAUUUUAAAAACUAUCUAUAAGUGGUUUUAUAUUUCUAAGUUUUUUUUUUUUUAGUUUCUAAAAAAAUUUUUUUCAAUAAUUGAUGAUAAGUAGUAUAAUAGUUUGAAUGGAUAAUAAAAAUAAGUAAUAAGAUAAUUAAUAUUAAAUAAUA